CGGAAGGACGCGGUCGGGAGCGGUCCCUCCCCGCGGCCGCGCUUGAGGGGAGGUGGCGGCGAUGGUGAUGGGGCCCGGCCGCCUCUCGCAGUCGCUCCUGCUGAGCUGCCGGCGGGCGGCGGCGGCUCUCGGCACGGUGCGCUGCGGCUGCGGGCCGCCCUCUGUCCGCCCCCUCAGCGCCGCCCUUGGCCUGCGAGCGCCUCAGCGGCCGCCCGGUAGGGGAAAGCCCCCGCGGGCGGGCGGCGGAGGUCGGUGGAAGGAGGUGGCGGGAGCCGGCGGGGGUGAAGAAGAAGAGGAGGAGGAUGAUGAUGAUGAGGAGGAAGAGGUGGAGGAGGAAGAGGUGGAGGAGCUGCUGGGCCCCUCUCCGCUGGCCUUGGGGCUCGGGGCGCAGCGCCUGGCCGUGGUGCAGCCGGCUGUCAAGUGGGGACCGAAGAAGUCGCCGCUCACCACGGCUGAAUUACAAAUUGCUGAGGCCGUCGCUCUUGUAGAUACCCUUCCGAACUGGACAGUUUUGGAUAAAAUAAUUAUCCCUACAAAAAAUCCUGACAAGAAGCUUGUUUUUGGCAAAGGAAACUUUCAGGCUUUGACAGAAAAGAUUAAAAAAUUGCCCCAUGUGACAGCUGUCUUCUUGAAUGUGGAAAGAAUAUCUUCACUAACAAAGAAAGAACUAGAAGAUGCCUGGGGUGUGAAAGUCUUUGACAGAUACACGGUUGUGCUCCACAUUUUUCGUUGUAAUGCCCGGACCAAAGAAGCAAAACUUCAAAUAGCGUUGGCUGAAAUUCCACUUCUCAGGUCAAAUCUGAAAAAUGAGGUGUCUCAGCUAGAUCAGCAGAGAGGUGGAUCAAGAUACAUCAUGGGCUCAGGUGAAACAUUCAUGGAGACACAGAAUCGUGUCUUGAAAGAAAAAGAACUUAAAAUUAGGAAUGCCCUGGAGAAACUAAGAAGAAAAAGGUCUUUACUUAGAACUCAGCGCAGAAAACGCGAGUUUCCGAUUAUUUCUGUAAUGGGCUAUACUAACUGUGGAAAAACUACAUUGAUCAAAGCCUUGACUGGCGAAGCAGGACUUCAACCCAGAGAUCAGCUGUUUGCCACUCUUGAUAUUACAGCCCACGCUGGCUAUCUGCCCUCGCAUAUGGCAGUUAUUUAUGUUGACACUAUUGGGUUUCUGACUGAUCUUCCACAUAAUCUGGUCGAGUCCUUUUCAGCUACCUUAGAAGAAGUGGCAUACUCAGAUCUGAUAGUUCAUGUGAGGGAUAUUACUCAUCCAGAAACCAUCCUCCAGAAAGCAACUGUUCUGUCAGUUCUGAGGAAUCUUAAUCUUCCCGGCCAUUUAUUGGACUCAAUGGUAGAAGUUCACAACAAAGUGGAUUUGACAGAGAGGUAUAAACCCAUUGAAGAAAAUGCUUUAGCCAUUUCUGCGCUACAUGGGCAUGGUUUAGAAGAGCUGAAAGAAGAAAUAGAGAAAAAAAUCUUGACGGCAACAGGGAAGAAGAUUCUGACACUUCAUGUCAACUUAGAAGGACCUCAGCUAAGUUGGCUCUAUAAAGAAGCAACAGUUCAGGAAGUAGAUGUCAUUCCUGAAGAUGGUACAGCCAAGGUAAAGGUGAUAAUCAGCAAUUCUGCUUUUGGCAGAUACAAGAACCUCUUUCCUAACAGUAAGAUUUUUGCGCCAUGAAACUGCAUCCUUUUCUAGGAAAAGAAACUGAUCUCAUUAAGCAAAGUUAAUGAUCUGUUAGCCUGGGUGUUGAAGAGUGUUUCUUCCCCAGUUGAUGUUUUUGAUGGAUUUUGAGAAAUGGAGACUGUUUCAGAAAACUUCUGUUUGGAAACAGUAAGAGUUAUGAGCUUCAUUCUCUCAGCAAGUGCAGGGACAGCACUGAAUUUUUAAUAUUAAAACAGUUGUUGCCUGUAAGGUAAGGUGUGGAACCCAAACACAUGGAAAUCACUGGAUGGCAUCUGAAUUAACCUUCAAAAAAGUUUCUUAUAUAAAUAAAGCUUUUUACCCCAUUUUUCAGAAUAAAAUAAUAUUUAUUAUA
Messenger RNA from Calidris pugnax (ruff), 2033 nucleotides. RefSeq names its product GTP binding protein 6 (putative) (gene GTPBP6). The coding region runs from base 62 to 1675 and encodes 537 amino acids. NCBI's taxonomy places the organism in Eukaryota, Metazoa, Chordata, Aves, Charadriiformes, Scolopacidae. The transcript has 10 exons. Gene Ontology annotation, cellular component: cytoplasm. Gene Ontology annotation, molecular function: GTP binding; ribosome binding. The record is from RefSeq and is a predicted model, not a curated record.